Molecule: messenger RNA, 996 nt
Organism: Caenorhabditis sp. 36 PRJEB53466
Lineage: Eukaryota; Metazoa; Nematoda; Chromadorea; Rhabditida; Rhabditidae
Source: the annotation of a GenBank genome assembly
AUGUUCGGCGGAAGAUACAGGUCUCUGGCUCCUGAUGUGCAUGUUCAAGAGUACUUCCGUUUGUUCAACGUGUGGAUUGAGGUAAUAACAAUGACCAAAACAAGUUGAGAACAGGAGUUUAGAAGAGCGCUUAUGAAGCUUAUGAAGCGCUUCGAAUAAAUGUAGUUUCGUAUAAACAAAAAUCGUUUUGGAUUUAUUUCAGAUUAAAGUAGACGUUUAGGCUAUAAAGAGCUAGAAAUUGACGGAACUCGCCGUUUUAGUGUUAGGUACCGCAUGAUACACAGAAACUCAUAUACACUUGAAAUUAUCCGAGUACUACGAAUACAUUGUCUUUUUUUGUUACCUAGAUGCACAUGGACUUCAUCGUUCUCUCGUGCUACGAAGGGCCAGUUUGCAACGAUGAACGUGUCAUAAUCGAGAAAGUGUGGGCGAAAAUAAUCUCGAGCAUCAAAGUGCACUUUGUCUUCGGAUGGCACCACAAGCUAUAUACUCUGACUCGUGACGAGUAUGACUACUUCGCGAAAGAGAAACCGGCAAACGAGACAGUAAGUAUCCUUAUCACAUUUCAGAUAGAUAAGUAACAUUUUUUCCAGGCCAGAUCCAGAUUGAUGACAAAGCUCACACGACUGUUGAGCAGAGAGAGUUUCAGCGACGGUACAUCUUCAAGUUCUUACUCAUCGAGUUGUCUGAAUAACAUUUCAGCCAGUACUGAGGACAAAGCGUCGCCGACCCGCAAAAACUCGCAGAACUUUAACCAGUCGUCGAGUGCCGGUCCAUCGAGGUGAAUCUCAAAAUUAAUUGUUAAAACUAUGUAUAUAUUUCAGAGCUCGUGACGCUCUUCCAGCCCGUGCGGCUCCACCUCCAGUCAGAACUCCUGCCAACUCUCGCGAGGAGGACAUCAUCCGGUCGGAGCCAAUCGAAAUCUGUGAUAUCAGCCUGGACUUCUCCAACAAUCCAGCUGACUGCUCGCCGCUCAAUUUCGCAAACCACUUUUAA